AGACGCUACAGGCGCUUGUGGAAGGAUGGCGGCGGUCGAUAUCCGAGGUGAUUGGCGUUGUUGUGUCUCCUUACUGAUAAUCUGCUGGGAAUCUCUUGGGUUGACAGCUCUUGGAUCCCCAUUUUGAACAGUGGUAGUGUACUGGAUUACUUUUCAGAAAGAAGUAAUCCUUUUUAUGACAGGACGUGUAAUAAUGAAGUGGUCAAAAUGCAGAGGCUAACAUUAGAACACUUGAAUCAAAUGGUUGGAAUUGAGUAUAUCCUUUUGCAUGCUCAAGAGCCCAUUCUUUUCAUCAUUCGAAAGCAGCAACGCCAAUCUCCUACUCAAGUUAUCCCGCUAGCUGACUACUAUAUCAUUGCUGGUGUUAUCUAUCAGGCACCAGACUUGGGAUCAGUUAUAAACUCCAGAGUGCUUACUGCAGUUCAUGGCAUUCAGUCAGCUUUUGAUGAAGCUAUGUCCUACUGUCGAUACCAUCCUUCCAAAGGAUAUUGGUGGCAUUUCAAAGACCAUGAAGAGCAAGAUAAAGUUAAGCCUAAAGCCAAAAGGAAAGAAGAACCAAGCUCUAUUUUUCAGAGACAGCGUGUGGAUGCCUUACUUGUAGAUCUCAGACAAAAAUUUCCACCCAAAUUUGUGCAGCAAAAGUCUGGAGAAAAGCCUGUCCCAGUGGAACAGACCAAGAAAGAAGCAGAACCCAUUCCAGAAACUGUAAAAUCUGAGGAGAAGGAGACCACAAAGAAUGUCCAACAGACUGUGAGCACUAAAGGCCCCCCUGAGAAACGGAUGAGACUUCAGUGAAUGUAGGACAAAAGAGAAGCUUGCAAGACUCUUUGUGUCAAUUAUACCUCAGUUCUCUGGUAGGAUCUUGAGCUUUAAAAUGCUCUGUGUGGAAUGCACUUGUUCUUAAGAAGGGAUAUUAUACCCAUCAUGCUUUUUUGGGGAGGUGCUGGUACUGGAUAUUGAACCAAGGGCCUGGUGAAAUGCUAGGCAAGAGUUUUACAACAGAAUUGCGCCCCAGCCUUCUAUCAUAAUGUAUCUUUAUGAAUAUUUCUUAUGUAUGUUUUGUAUCCUUUCCCUUCUGGAUUGGUACCACACCUGUUCCCAGGUGUGCUGGCAUGUAUCUUGAAAGACAAAAUAAAGUUAUUUGUAUAUACUG
This is a messenger RNA of Dipodomys ordii (Ord's kangaroo rat), 1153 nucleotides long. It is a transcript of the gene Med6, whose product is annotated as mediator complex subunit 6. Gene Ontology annotation, molecular function: transcription coactivator activity. Gene Ontology annotation, cellular component: core mediator complex; mediator complex. The transcript is spliced from 8 exons. Lineage: Eukaryota; Metazoa; Chordata; Mammalia; Rodentia; Heteromyidae. Gene Ontology annotation, biological process: regulation of transcription by RNA polymerase II. The coding region runs from base 208 to 795 and encodes 195 amino acids. The record is from RefSeq and is a predicted model, not a curated record.